GCGGCCGUCCAUUGAGAAAAAGAACACUCAGAUGCGCGACGCCAUUUCUGCAGAGAAAAGACUUGCCGUGACGAUGUACUGGCUGGCGUCGGGUGACCUGUUUCGGACUGUCGCCGAUCUUUUCGGCAUCAGUGAAGGGUCUGUUUGUGUAAUUAUUCAUGGCGUAUGCAAAGCUAUCGUAGAUGUUCUCCUGCCCCAGUACAUAAGAUGGCCGACAGGAGAAAGAUUACGCGCUAACAUACGGGGCUACGAAGAAGUAAGGAACUUCCCCCAGUGCGGAGGGGCCAUCGAUGGGACCCAUAUCCCUGUCAGAGCACCAGCAGGAGAAGGCCCAGACUUCCACAACAGGAAGGGAUGGUAUUCUAUGCUCCUCCAAGGCACCGUCGACUACCUCUACAGUCCUCACCCUUUUCGUACAAGGUUCACAGACAUCUCUAUCGGAUUCCCAGGCAGCGUACACGACGCCAGAGUUCUGCGAAAAUCCGACAUUUUCAAGCGUGGGGAUAGAGGGACCUUGUUUCCACAGGUAUUUUUUGUUCUUCUGUGUGUUUGGCAGGACUUGACGAAGGAGAUAGACGGGGUGCAGGUUCCAGUUAUGCUGCUGGGUGACCCGGCAUAUCCGCUUUUGCCGUGGCUUAUGAAGGGGUAUGCUGACAACGGUCGCCUUGAUCGUGCCAAGACGCAUUUUAACUUCAGGUUAAGCAGUGCACGCAUGACCGUCGAAUGCGCUUUUGGGCGCCUGAAAGGCCGAUGGCGAUGUCUUGCAAAACGCUUGGAUGUAGACGUUGGCAGAGUUCCCCAAAUUGUGGGUGUAUGUUGUACCCUGCAUAACAUCUGCGAAAUCCACGGUGAGGGGUUUGACAUGGAGUGGUUUUUCCAUGAUGUAGUUCGCCAACGGGCCCAAUUGCCGCAGGUUGAAGAGGCCGCGCCAAAUGACGCCAGGGAUGCCAUAUGCAGAAGGUUUGCCUUAGAGGAACAAGGAAGGUAAUUGCUCAGAAAUCUUCUCUGGAAGGAGGAAGCAGACGUUUUGCAGGACAACAUGCAAAAACAAUUUGGGGAACUGUCAGUGUCUACAUCUCUUGCCACAUGUCUCACACAAUGAUUGCUAUUCUCGUCCCCUUAUCGUUUCAUUCCGUGUACUCAUGUAUACCAAACAGACAAAUCUCCAUUGACAUAUGAGGCGCCUGAAAGUGCA
Molecule: messenger RNA, 1195 nt
Organism: Branchiostoma floridae (Florida lancelet)
Lineage: Eukaryota; Metazoa; Chordata; Leptocardii; Amphioxiformes; Branchiostomatidae
Product: protein ANTAGONIST OF LIKE HETEROCHROMATIN PROTEIN 1-like
Exons: 3
Coding region: 32-988 (318 amino acids)
Source: RefSeq, a predicted model, not a curated record